CCGUACAAUCUUUAAUUUGCGCAGUGAGCGGCCGUGAGGGUAGUGAUGCUUCUGUACUUUCCAUGAAACUAUCUAAUCUACUUCGAUUACGUUUCGCCUACCGUCGCAAUGUUCAUGCAUGUGAGUCGCUAAGCGGGUCUUAUCAAGACCCUAGGCCUCGAGCUCGACGCGAGUACCGACAGCGCGACAUCCGUUAUGCCAAACGCCUAGGCCUAGCCCAAUCGUCAUCCAACACUACUCGUGGCAUAUAUUAUCUUAUCACCCUUCCUCCGAUAUCGCGAUCGCCUUUCUCACGAGUUUUAUCCGGAACGGAAGCAUGCACGCCAUCGCUUCAUACCUGCCGUCGAUCCACCGAAGAAGCUGCAGCCGUGGCUGAUCUUGGGAUAUGGAUACCAGAUUUGAAGGAGUUGGGGGAAUUGGGGGGGUCGCUGAUCCGUUUCUUCGCCGCUGCUGUCGAUUGUUAAGGAUCUUGUCGAUUCUGGUCAAAUCACUCGUCGUAACCCAGCUGAUCAGGCGAAUUGACUUUGAGUUUCACCGGUGCACCUCCCAGUCUCAAAUGGCGC
Molecule: messenger RNA, 563 nt
Organism: Saitoella complicata NRRL Y-17804
Lineage: Eukaryota; Fungi; Ascomycota; Saitoellomycetes; Saitoellales; Saitoellaceae
Exons: 1
Coding region: 63-464 (133 amino acids)
Source: RefSeq, a predicted model, not a curated record